AUGCCAGGGCCACUUCGUGGUGCACAAGAAAGACGAACCCAUUUCUUGGUAUGGUGUGCUGCCAUCAUCUGCACCAUUAUAGCCAUUGCAGUGAUAGUCACAGGUCUUGUUGUGUUCAUCGGUUACAUGAUCAUCCGGCCAAGAGUACCCUUCAUCAGUGUCGUGCAAGCUAAUCUGGACAAGCUAGACUACUCCCAGACUGGACAACUGGAUACACAGAUCAGCAUCACCAUCAGGGCAGAGAAUGACAAUGCCAAGGCUCAUGCAACCUUCUCAGACAUAAACUUCUUUCUCUAUUUCAAUGGGAUAAAAAUAGCCCAAUUGACAGCCAUCCCCUUCGAUGUUCCCAAGAACAGCUCCAAAGAUCUCGCAUAUGUUGUCCCAUCUAUGUCUAUCCCAUUAGAUACAGAGGGGAUGGAGGUAGUCGACGCAUCUUUGAAGGAGAACAAAAUAUCAUUUGAUCUUAGAGGCAACGCAAGAGCCCGGUGGAGGGUAGGGUUCCUAGGGUCUGUUAAGUUCUGGAGUCACUUGUCUUGCCUACUCCGGUUCUUCCCAUUGAAUGGAACCAGCGUAGACCCACAUUGCAGCUCCAGGUCUAAAUGA
Nelumbo nucifera (sacred lotus) is the source of this 603-nucleotide messenger RNA. RefSeq names its product NDR1/HIN1-like protein 12. Gene Ontology annotation, cellular component: plasma membrane. The record is from RefSeq and is a predicted model, not a curated record. Gene Ontology annotation, biological process: defense response to other organism. NCBI's taxonomy places the organism in Eukaryota, Viridiplantae, Streptophyta, Magnoliopsida, Proteales, Nelumbonaceae.